Messenger RNA from Cornus florida, 1278 nucleotides. RefSeq names its product agamous-like MADS-box protein FUL-L. Gene Ontology annotation, biological process: positive regulation of transcription by RNA polymerase II. Lineage: Eukaryota; Viridiplantae; Streptophyta; Magnoliopsida; Cornales; Cornaceae. Gene Ontology annotation, molecular function: protein dimerization activity; RNA polymerase II cis-regulatory region sequence-specific DNA binding; DNA-binding transcription factor activity, RNA polymerase II-specific. The coding region runs from base 195 to 947 and encodes 250 amino acids. The transcript is spliced from 8 exons. The record is from RefSeq and is a predicted model, not a curated record. Gene Ontology annotation, cellular component: nucleus.
CAGCAUCCUUGAACACACUGAAAAUCAAAAACCAACUCAAAAAAAGUAUACCCUCUUUCCACUUUAUUGUUUCUUCCUAAAAAAUGAACUAAAUUUAGGGUUUCUUCUGUUCUUGUUAAGUAGUACUAUAUAUAUAUAUAUAUAAUUAUAUAUCAAGAAUCAAGAAGAAGAAGAAGAAGAAAGGGUAAAAGAAAAUGGGGAGAGGAAGGGUUCAGUUGAAGCGGAUCGAGAACAAGAUUAGUCGGCAAGUGACGUUUUCGAAGCGUCGAUCCGGGUUGUUGAAGAAAGCUCACGAGAUCUCCGUUUUAUGUGAUGCUGAUGUUGCUUUGAUUGUCUUCUCUACGAAAGGAAAGCUCUUUGAGUAUUCCACUGAUUCCAGUAUGGAAAGUAUUCUGGAAAGAUACGAGAGAUACUCUUAUGCAGAGCAACGUCUUAUUGCAUCUGACUCUGAUUCACAGGUAAGCUGGUCUCUGGAAUACCGGAAACUCAUGGCCAAGAAUGAAGUUCUGCAAAGGAACAUAAGGCACUAUGUGGGAGAAGAUCUUGAUCCGAUGAGCCUGAGAGAGCUUGAAAGUUUGGAGCAGCAGAUAGACACUGCCCUCAAGCGUAUACGAACAAGAAAGAACCAGCUUAUGCGCGAAUCCAUAUCAGAGCUGCAGAAAAGGGAAAAGGCAUUGCAGGAGCAAAACAACUUGCUAUCAAAGAAGCUGAAGGAGAAUGAGAAGACACUGGCUGCGCGUGCACAGUGGGAGCAACAAGGCCUGGACCAAAACUCACCCACUUUUAUGUUGCCACAACCACAAUCACUACCCCUUCCUUCUCUUACUAUUGGCGGCAAUUUCCAGGCAAGAGGAGGGGCUACAAGCGAAGAGGACGGACCGACUCAAGGUCGCCGUGGUUCGAAUUCACUCAUGCCACCUUGGAUGAUCCGGCAUGUGACUCAUUAAGUUACAGGAGAACCUAUCCAGCUAUUGAUCGAGUUAAUUUUAAAUGGUAUGUUGUGGAAGAAAUCAUCACUAGAACCUACUUUCUAUAUUUAUUGUACAAUAUUAUACAUUCACUGGAAAUCCAGUGCUGCUUUGUAUGCUUCAUAAACAGAGAGAGAGAGAGAGGGGAGAGAGAGUGAGCCUUUCUUGUUUGUAUGUGCAUGGUUUAUGAACAUCAUACCAACAUUAAUUCAUCCCUUAAUAUUCCUCUUUUUCAGUUUAUGCAUCAAGUCGAACACGAGUACUUUUUCAAGUGUGUAGCUUCAUCAUUCUUACUAGUCAAAUUAUUUUA